Messenger RNA from Kalmanozyma brasiliensis GHG001, 333 nucleotides. RefSeq lists its product as uncharacterized. The transcript is spliced from 2 exons. The coding region runs from base 1 to 333 and encodes 110 amino acids. The record is from RefSeq and is a predicted model, not a curated record. Lineage: Eukaryota; Fungi; Basidiomycota; Ustilaginomycetes; Ustilaginales.
AUGUCUCUCCUCCGAACUCAAUUUGCUUCGCUGCGCGUCGCCGCCUCGUCCGCUUCGAUCGCUGGCCGUCGCACCCUCCUCACUACUGCUGUUCGACGCACGGACGAUCCCCGUGUGCUCAACAAGGACACCCACUCCGGUGCAUCCGUCAAGGCGGACAAGCACUCGAAAGACCCCAAGACGCUGCAGAAGGAGACUGCCGAGUCGGCCAACCAGGGCUCUUCGUCUAGCGGCGCAAAGGAUCGCCCGACUCACUCGGAGGACGCAGUGCACGGCGAGAAGCACGGCAAGUCGCCCGAACAGCUCCAGAAGGAGACCGCUAACAAGACUUAA